This is a messenger RNA of Myodes glareolus (Bank vole), 1525 nucleotides long. It is a transcript of the gene Commd2, whose product is annotated as COMM domain containing 2. Lineage: Eukaryota; Metazoa; Chordata; Mammalia; Rodentia; Cricetidae. The record is from RefSeq and is a predicted model, not a curated record.
CACAGAGGCAGGAAGUGGCGAGGGCGGGGCCGGUGCUGAAUGUCGGAGGCAGGAGGAGGCCUGCUUUGCUAAGAUGCUGCUCGAUUUGUCCGAGGAGCAUAAGGAGCACCUGGCCUUCCUACCGCAAGUGGAUAGCGCAGUGGUCGCCGAGUUCGGGAGGAUCGCGGUGGAGUUCCUCCGACGGGGAUCUAACCCGAAGAUCUACGAAGGCGCCGCCAGAAAACUCAAUGUGAGUAGUGACACUAUCCAGCAUGGUGUGGAAGGAUUGACAUAUCUUCUUACUGAGAGCUCCAAGCUCAUGAUUUCUGAACUGGAUUUCCAAGACUCUGUUUUUGUCCUGGGAUUCUCUGAAGAACUGAAUAGAUUAUUGCUUCAGCUUUACCUGGACAACAGAAAGGAGAUCAGAACUAUUCUGAAUGAGUUGACACCUCGUCUUCCCAGUUACCAUAGUCUUGAAUGGCGACUAGACGUACAACUUGCAAGCAGAAGUCUCCGGCAACAGAUUAAACCAUCAGUGACUGUAAAGCUGCACCUUGAUCAGAAUGGCGACCACAGCACCCAUCUUUUGCAGACAGACCCAGCUACCCUGCUUCAUUUGGUUCAACAGCUGGAGCAAGCGCUGGAGGAAAUGAAGACAAGCCACUGCAGGAGAGUAGUCCGCAGCAUCAAGUAGCCUCGAGGUGCAGGUGGUGAUCCAGGGAUGGCUGGAGUACAUCUGGAUUUCAUGAACUUCCUUUUCUGGUUCAGGAUGUUGAAAUCUUGAUUGAACAACAAUCAGAACAGUUUCUUUCUGGUGCUAAAUGCAGUCAGCUUCUUCACAAAUUGAAAAGUAUUUUGUAUUUUAAGUGUAUAAGUAGAAUGGACUUAACUAAAACGAAUCUAUACUGUUCAUGUCUUCUAUGUAUCUGUGAUUCUCCUGGAAUAACGUUCACGUCUUCUGUGUAUACGUGAUUCUCCUGAAAUAUUGUUCAUGUCUUCUGUGUAUAUGUGAUUCUCCUGGAAUAAUGUUCACGUCUUCUGUGUAUACGUGAUUCUCCUGGAAUACUAUUCAUGUCUUCUGUGUAUAUGUGAUUCUCCUGGAAUACUGUUCACGUCUUCUGUGUAUACGUGAUUCUCCUGGGAUACUAUUCAUGUCUUCUGUGUAUAUGUGAUUCUCCUGGAAUACUGUUCAUGUAUUCCAUGUACAUGGGACUCAACUCUCCUGGCUUGGGUAUUUUUUUGUCAGUUUUAUUUUCUUUUUCCUUGAUCAAAAGUUGAAAAUAAGAUUCACUGUUACUACUUAGAACUAUUUCUAGAUAGUUCAGUAUCUUUUACUUCUAAAAGCACUGUACACUUAUAGCCAUAGAAAAAGGUAAAUAGGAUUUUUACAAGAUUGUGUAUAUUGUUACAGGUAACUUAUAUAUUCUUGUUUGUAUAUGAAGAUGGCAAAUAGCAAUGGUACCAUACUGGGGCUAAUCGAUUUAAGUGAUAUACAAAUUUCUGUGGUCCUGUCAUGCAUUUUAUCAGGGACUAAUUUCCCACAUUC